AUUGACGAGCGCUGGCCAAAUGAAAAAAAGAAUGAAUUGGCUCAGACAUAGGCAUCCCAUCACAUUAUCCAUGCCAACCAAUCAAACAAAAUCAAAUAUAAUAAAACUUUCCAUUCCGAAACAAAUUUUCUUAAAAUUUUAAGAAUGUACUCCGCGUACCGCAAUUUUAGUCAACUGCAACGAGGUGCUUAUCGUGCUCACAUAACCCUGUUGUGUAACCAACGCACCUAUGUCAGGCCCCUAAUACUCCAAGCUGCCCACUACUCGAAGUCUAAAGGCAGCGAUGGUGAGAAAGCUUUAGUAGGUGAGAAAGAUUUAGGAAAUGAUGGCAAGAAACUAGCUGAUGGCAAAAGACCUCCACAGGGCAAAAAGGGACCCUUCGGGCCGCCUAAAAUCGACAUGAGGAUCAUACCCGCUUCAUAUCAUAAUCUGAGCUAUGAAGAGCUCAAUAUAAAGCUAGGUCGUGAGAUGUCGCCACAUCUGAGUAUCUAUAAGAAACAGUUGACCUCAAUUAUGUCCAUAUUUCUGCGUAUAAGCGGCUUUAUUCUGGGCAUAGGAAUUUGGACGAUUGGUUUGACUGGCUUGCUUUGUGAUAUGGAUGUCAAUGCCAUGGCAGAGAAGAUUGAGAAAUGUGAUUGCAGUAGGACCGCAUUCAAUGUGCUCAAGUUUUUUAUAAUAAUACCUUUUGCCUAUCAUAUGGUGGCGGGAACACGUCACUUGAUCUGGCAUCUGAAUGUUUUCCUGAGCAAACGAGAGAUUUAUGCAACCGGGUAUGCGGCCAUCGUUCUGACCCUAAUUUUGGCAGCGGCUUUAGCCGGCAUCGAUGUUCAAGACAAAAAGAAUGAGGUAUCUACGGUAUCAAAUGAAGGCGAAAUCACGUUGGAGUUAAAAACCCUGCUAAACGAGGAGACCGAAGCAAUCGAUGAAAACGAGGUAGACAUUGACAUGACCGAAGCCGAUGCAAAAGAGGAGUAAAAUUCUAUGCUCAUGAAGAAAACGUAGACUCCUAACAAACCAACAGAAAGUGAGGCGAUGCCACGAAAAAGUUUAAUGUGAUUUUAAAAAUUCACACGGUAAAUUUCAAUUAAAAAUUUCCAUUUUGUUUGUGGAUAGGUAAAUUUUUGGUAUUCAGUUUUUUAGAUGUCGCAUCCUUUUACAUUAAAAGAAAAAUGUGCUUUUUAAUAAACAACACUUGCAAAAA
Drosophila montana is the source of this 1201-nucleotide messenger RNA. RefSeq names its product Succinate dehydrogenase, subunit C-like (gene SdhCL). NCBI's taxonomy places the organism in Eukaryota, Metazoa, Arthropoda, Insecta, Diptera, Drosophilidae. The coding region runs from base 145 to 975 and encodes 276 amino acids. The record is from RefSeq and is a predicted model, not a curated record. Gene Ontology annotation, cellular component: membrane. The transcript is spliced from 3 exons. Gene Ontology annotation, biological process: tricarboxylic acid cycle; mitochondrial electron transport, succinate to ubiquinone. Gene Ontology annotation, molecular function: electron transfer activity; oxidoreductase activity, acting on the CH-CH group of donors.